Messenger RNA from Penicillium malachiteum, 423 nucleotides. RefSeq lists its product as uncharacterized. The record is from RefSeq and is a predicted model, not a curated record. Bases 1 to 423 code for a protein of 140 amino acids. The transcript is spliced from 2 exons. NCBI's taxonomy places the organism in Eukaryota, Fungi, Ascomycota, Eurotiomycetes, Eurotiales, Aspergillaceae.
AUGGGUGCCUCAGGUCCAUCUGCGCCUCAAGAAGCCGCACCGGCAUACGAGGAACUCUUCGAGCAACGUCCCUCGAACCGGGCGACUGGAUACUCUCAAAUUCCCGCUACGGAUAACGUAGACGAAGACAUCGAGCACCAUAGUCACGGACAUCAUCAUCACGGUACAACCACAACGGACUCUACACUCCUACGGCAGAGGGAUGCAGAAUUGCAUUUCCAUUGCGAGACUUGUGAUCUUCGACAGGAGCGGAGGGAGAAGAGACUGAGUCAUGAGAAGGUGUGCAAGAUUGUGGCAGGAACGUUUGUGAUUAUUAUCUUUUGUUUGUGCGCUUUUGGGUUUGGAUUGGCUGGUUUUAUUUCUCGCGGGAAAGGUGAAAGUCAUAAGAGAGAUAUUCAGGAUAUUCGAGUCUGGAGUGACUGA